This is a messenger RNA of Frankliniella occidentalis (western flower thrips), 1691 nucleotides long. RefSeq lists its product as uncharacterized. The record is from RefSeq and is a predicted model, not a curated record. Lineage: Eukaryota; Metazoa; Arthropoda; Insecta; Thysanoptera; Thripidae. The coding region runs from base 204 to 1007 and encodes 267 amino acids. Gene Ontology annotation, molecular function: RNA binding; protein binding. The transcript has 7 exons.
CUCCCCCGAGCACAAUAACAAUAGGCUAACCUCUCUCUUUUUGACGUUUGAUUGUUUGGUCGGAACCGUGCCGUGCAAGGUGCUUGUAUCGGCUUGUAUUUGCCCUCUAUAUUUUUUUGAAUUGCUCUUUACAUUGAAACUGGAAUGUGAAAUUAAUUGAACCGAAGACUAGCACAGAAUUGAGAAGUUUACAGCACAUACCCAUGAUAAUGGAAGCGUUGGGGCACAAAGGGUACCAGAAGUCAAUAUUACGAGACUGGGCCGGAGCAAUUUCCGUUUGGGAUGAAGCUAUCAAAAGUUAUCCGAAGGAAAGGAAAUUUUACAAUAACAGAUCAAGAUGUUAUUUUUUAAUGAAUGACUACAAAAGGGCUUUAGCAGAUGCAGAAUACAUGACCUCCCAUUUUCCAGAUUAUGCUCGAGGUCAUUUUCGACAUGGGGAAAUUCUUGCAUCCAUGGGUAAAUUUAGAGAAGCUGAAAGAUGUUUCCGUCGUGUAAUAGAGUUGGACAACGCAUGUCUGGAUGCCGUUAAUGAAUUAAAUGAAGUUCAAAUUCAAUACCUGUGUAGUCUUGGUUUUACUCGAUAUCAAGCUGGCAAUGCAAUAUCAAUGGCUAAGGAUUUAGAUGAGGCGAAAAAGCUUUUACGAGAAGGUGCAUUUCCAGAAGAUGAUGGUGAGGUGUAUGAAUCUGAUGAAGAUACUUCAGUACAGGUCCAUCCUGUACCUGGCCAUUACGAUCCACUGGAAGACCCAGACAAUCCCAAAAAAUGUUGUUCUAUAUGGGUUGGAAACAUGAAGGAAAAAGUUAGUGAUGACGAUCUUAAAAAAAUAUUCUCUAAAUAUGGAAAAGUUAAAAGUAUCAAAGCUGACUUUUCCAAGUUUUUUGUAUUUGUGAAUUAUGUUGAUCCUGAAGGAGCUUCCAAAGCCAUGCGCCAAUUACAAGGACUAGAUUUAGCAGGAAACAAGGGUAUAAAAAUACGUUACCCUGACAGAGCUAUGACUGGUAAAUGAGUUUAUCUUCUUUUUGCCUCUGCUACCAAAUCAGUGGUCAAGUGAUAGUAAACAAAGCACCACUUUCCAAUUUAUUUCUCAUUUCCUGUUGUGCAUGGGCUGUUUCAGUUUUGGUAUUUCUUUUUUACACAAGCCUCACAUAUUUUCUUUCUGAGUUUAUUGUUGGAUACAUUUCUAGAAGUUUCAAUUGUUCUUUUUUCCCUGCCAAUUCAUCAGUUGGUACAUACUAAUUCAAUUUAAAUCAAACUCAUGGUUGGAACAGUUUGGAAUGAAUCUUUCUAGUAAUCUUGAAAAACUAUGGUCAAAAUUUGUCAUUAAAUAGAACCACGAUUACUUUGUUCGUUAAUAAUUAGUUGUAUUGUAUUCUUGUUUAUGUUCUGAAACUUGCCAAUCUACUUUGUCAGUAAGUUGAUGAUUAUGACAGCUACUCUACUGUAACACUACCGUGUAAAUCUAUAUUUUAAAAGAUUUGAUUGUCAUUUUUGUGGGUUUUUUGUACUGAUACGUUAUUGCAUAUUUGUAUGAAGACCCUGCUCUCUCAUGUUUUAUUUUAGCUAUUUUUUAUUUUUGACAUAUUUAUCUGCUUAUGAAGUGCCUUCGAAAUCUCCAAUUUUUGUAAUAAUAAGUAUUUAUUUAUUUUGUCAUAUAGUGAUAUCAAUAAACAGAAUUAUAUUUAUAGGGAUA